Brassica rapa (field mustard) is the source of this 759-nucleotide messenger RNA. RefSeq lists its product as uncharacterized. The record is from RefSeq and is a predicted model, not a curated record. Gene Ontology annotation, molecular function: enzyme inhibitor activity. NCBI's taxonomy places the organism in Eukaryota, Viridiplantae, Streptophyta, Magnoliopsida, Brassicales, Brassicaceae.
AUAGAUUUUUUACCUUCUAUCCAUAAUUUUAAUGUAUAUAUAAAGAUACUCAAGUAGAACAGCAAUAUGAAUACUAACAAUAGAGGUUGAGGGAAAUAAAUUCUCUGGUAAAUCAUGACUUCUUCCUCUAAUUGUUUUUUUCUUGUUUCACUGGUAGUCUUGUUACUAUUUUUCUUAGGAUCUACUUUGACCAUGGCCUCAACAAAAGACAUUGAUUCCAUAUGCAAUGAUUCUUUUGUCCAUAACCAUAACAAAACAUUAUGCCUGCAAACGCUCACAGCGUAUCCUCCCGCCGUCUCUGCAACUAACAUGGUCAAUCUUGUAAAAGUCACAGUCGAUCUUGUAAGGACACAAGCUAAAAAAAGGGCAGGUUUCGUUGCCGGAUUGGAAAAAGAGCCUACAUUUAAUAAAACGAUGUGCUAUGAAUCAUAUAUCUCAAUAGUGGAUAAUUUUAGAAGUGCUCAAUUAGAAAUUGAGGAUAACGAUGCGCAGACUGCAAGCUAUGAUAUCAUGGUUAGUUUUGACCAAACAAAAAUCGUGAAGGAUCAAGUCGGAAAGAACACAGACAAGGCCUCAAAGAGGCUUAUGGAGAUGACAUUGGUCAUGGAGGAUUUCAUUGCUAUAGCUGUUGGAGCCAUCAACAGAAUAUGACGCAAUUAUUGAACUUUUCAUGUGCUCAAAUCCCAAAAGAUAAUAUUUAAAUUUGAAAUAUGACUAUAAAUUUCAACUCUGAUUAAUAAAUGCAGCAUAUCGAUAAUA